CUCCAUUAUCAAAAUUUAAUAAAAUAGUGAAUUAAUAUAAUUUUAAAUAGUUAAUAUAUCGGCGUGACAUAAUUUGCCUUGAGUUUCCCCUCUGUAUAUAUCUCUUUUCUGUGGCUGGGUCCAGAGGACUGGGUCGAGUGAAACCAUUUUGGUUUUGUGGGUUUUUUCCGGAAGUGAAUAGUGCAAGGAUAUCCGGAGCAACCAAUCAAAUUGCGUGAAACGCAUUAUUCACGUCCCGAGUAUAUGCUAAAUUACUUUAUUCAAUUUGUUUUUGUCUUUGAUUUAGUUUUGGAAAAGAUCACAGUAUGUUCAGCAAAAUUUUACUAGCUUUAGGAGUUGUGUUGGCUAUCUCAGCUUUAGGUAAGAAAAUUUACAAAUUUUCAGUGAUUGAAUCACAAUGCCUGAUUAUGUUCCUUGCCAGCAGUUAUCUGAAAAUUUGUGGGAAGCUAUAUCUUUCAAGUCACAUAGGAUAAUGUAAUUACUUGAUAUUGCUAGCUAUUUUAAACACGUCGCAAUCCGAUUUCCUCAGAUUUUAACAGACAUUAAAAUCUCAUCUCAUCAUAAAUAUUUUGACUUUAAAAUUGGCUGAUUGAAUACAAAAGGUGGGAUGACCCUUACCGGGUCUCUAGAUAUAAAACAGUUUAAACUGACAGAGACAAGACAUGACACCAGUUGCACUUCCGGGCCAGACUGUAAAGUUUUGGCUUUGGAGGAAAUUAAAUUCCAUGCGCAAAAAUGUUUGCAAAUCUGCAAAUAAUUUCUGAAGAAUCGGCACAAAAUAUGCUUUUGUGAACCAAGAACCAAGCAGAUUUCUGAUGUUUCUCUUUGACAAAAGCACUUUCUGAAAUAAAUGUUCUGUGAAAAUAUUUGAACUUUCCCAAGGAAUAAACAGUUCCUGCGCAAAAUAAAACUUUUCAGUCUGGCUGCUGGGGGUAUGACAAGACAAUUUGCAACUAAUGAUCUACGCAUGCAUAUCUUUUUUUGUUUUAGGGAGUGCUCUGGAAUGCAAUGUUUGUAACUACUGGACAUCGCAGCCAAAAGAACAACAAAAAUGUACUAACCGCAAACUCACCUGUCCAAUCGGAUACGGUCAUUGUUUCACAUUCUCUGGUACCUAUCAAAAUGGCACAGACGUCGUUGAAAAAAGCUGUUCCAUCAAUAUUCUUUGCUCCAAUACUGAAAAAACGUGUGACCUUAUAACCGCAAGGUUGGGUCUGAAAUCGUGUGAUUUUGAAUGUUGUAAUACUGAUAACUGCAACAGUGCAACUGGUGUCAUGGUGACCAAGUUUACUGUUUCCUUGAUGGCGAUUGUUGGUUUUAUUUUUGCUUGA
Paramuricea clavata is the source of this 1331-nucleotide messenger RNA. NCBI's taxonomy places the organism in Eukaryota, Metazoa, Cnidaria, Anthozoa, Malacalcyonacea, Plexauridae. The record is from the annotation of a GenBank genome assembly.